AUGGGUGUUUCUGUAAUACGUCUCCAUGGAAGCGGCGGGAAGUUUGACCAAUGUGAGAGAGCAGUGGAUAUGUCAGCGGGAUACAGAUAUUUCGCGCAUGCAACAUUUGAUGUACUGAACAUACUGAAAUGGAGGAGACUUCUACUGAUCUUUGAUGAGAGUCGCUUUGUUGAGGCUGGAUAUUUCUAUCUCAACUAUAAGAAGUCAACACUCACCAUGGAUUUAAUCCAGAUGGCAGAGACAAAAGACGCCGAAGAUAGACAAAAAAAAAUUUGGCAAAUAAUAGGACAGAUACAAAGCUACCAACCGGAGGGUAUUCUACUCUACACAGGAAAGGAAAACACAGAUUUGAUCCUGCAACAGGUUCCUUGUCAAAGACAUUUUCCGUAUCAGUGGAUACUCCAAGAACAGGUAUCCCAAAACCAGAGAAGUAUUCCCGACCAUGUAGUCCUGGCAUUUAAGCUCCCAUUUAAAAGCAGCUUUGUUGAUAAACACUUUGGAUCAUCAGAACAAGGAAAAUUCAAAUCUACCAACAAGCUAAAGGUUAAAUUCAACGGUAUGACUGGGUCUGUGCAGUUUGAUGACAGCGGAAACCGAAAAGACGUCUGUCUGGAAAUCUUAAAUCUUCAAAAUGGUUCUUUCCAAAAGAUUGGCUGGUGGAAUUCAACGAAACGAGCAGUUCUUUAUAAGGAUCCAUUACCAAACACUUUACCAGGAUCAUCAAGUAAUGGAGAAUUAAAAGGGAGGCAUUUCAGGAUUGUAUAUGUUAAGGAGCCACCAUUCAUAAUGCCAAAGGAGAAUGAAGAUGGGACGAAUUCACUCCAAGGAUAUUCUAUUGAUCUUCUCAAGGAGCUGUCUCGAUUACUCGGGUUCACAUAUGAAAUGUACCCAUCACCAGAUGGAUUUUAUGGAGCAUUGACGGAAAAUGGAACUUGGAACGGCAUGAUAGGAGAAAUUAUAAACGGGAAUGCGAACAUGGCAGCUGCGCCCGUCACCAUCACUGAAACCCGAGAAAAGGUGGUGGAUUUCACUGUUCCUUACAUGUAUUACACUGACGAUCUACUGGUGAAGAAAACAUCAACAGAGGCAACUGAUUUACUGCAGUUCAUGGAUCCAUUUGAAAAUGGAGUUUGGAUCGCUACUCUGGGUGUAGUGGCCCUCUUCUCUGUUGUUGUCUUUGUAUUAAAUUACUACAGUCCUUAUGGAUACAAAGAUGAAAAUGGCAGAGGAACGUCAGAGGAGUUUAAUUUCUUCAACAGCGUGUGGUUUUCUGUGGCUUGUAUGCUGCAGCAAGGAGGAGAUAGGACACCGAGGAACUUAUCAGGUCGAAUUCUGACCGGUUGCUACUGGUUAUGUAUUCUUGUCUGGGUCUCAACAUACACAGCCAAUCUUGCCGCCUUCCUUACCGUGAAAAAUGCAGCUGAGCCGAUCAACAAUCUGAACGAUAUUUUAAAAACCUCCUACAAAUUGGCAGUUGUCUCCUCCACCAGUGUUUCCGCAACAUUUAGGACAACUCAGUACCAGCCGCACAUGAAGAUUUGGAAAAGGGUCCAAGCAGAUAAAACACUAGUAAAAAGCGCCGGGGUGGGAGUUCAAUGGGUUCGAGAAAAGGAUAAUUUUGCAUUUAUUUAUGACGGACCAGUCCUCAGAUACUUUGCCAUGAAGCGGCCAUGUGACCUUAGAGUAGUUCCAGGUUUAACCACAGCCAAAGGUUUCGCCCUAACUUUCAGAGCGCAUGACCCUCAUACUGACAAAUUUACGCUGACCAUUUUGCACCUUCACGAGAAUCAGUUUCUGGACUCACUGAAGCGCAAAUGGUGGGAUGAUGCCAAUUUUUGUUCUCAGGAUGAAGACACAACUUUGUCUCGUAAGCGACUCAGUCUGAAGAGCAUGUUGGGAGUUUAUGUUGUGCUGAGUGCUGGAGUAGCUGUUGCCUUGGUGACGCUUAUGGCUGAGAUCUACUGGAAAAGAAAAGCUGAACGCACACUGGCCAACAAAGUUCGAACAGGGAACCGAAGGCCAACGAUUCCUGCGUUAGAGUCUAACUACGCCAGGAGGCCUUCGGCAGACUGACUGAAAGGGUAGGAGCAUAGAUUGUUUAAAGUAAACAAGCCACAAAGUAUGAAAAAAAUAAAAAAAGGUCACAUUGUUUGGAAGUUUAGAGCAACAUACCCAAGCUUUGCAGUAGAACAGGAACACUGCUAAGUACACAACGCUUACCGAUGGCAUCAAAACUGAAAGAGUAAAAAAACUUGCACAACUUGCUCUACUUCAAGUGACCUGAUAAACUUAAAAAAUAUUUAAUUAAAAAAGUGCUUCAAUUUAUGAUUUAGUUGAGGGUACAGUACACUCAGCGAAGCUCGAAAAAAACUGUGAGCUGCGAGGAACAGGUAUUGCCCAGGAACAGAUAUACGAGCAUGUUUUCGCGCCAAAUGGAGGCUCAUAUUCUUCAAACAUUUUCAACGCGCGUGACAAAUGUUUACGAACGGCUUCCCGUUUGCGGCGUGGGGUAUUCACUUUUCAGGGUUCUCUGAUAAGAUUUUAUGAACAAAAAAAACAUGUUCCCUCUUCUGUAACACCCACACGACGUUUAUCAUCUUGAAUUAAACUUGAUGCUCAGAGUUUCCUAUAUUGGGCGUAGGGUUUGAAACUAGGGAGUAUCACUUGGGGUAUAUCCUAGGAUAUCGCCCCAUUUUAGUUGAGAAUAUUCGGUCAAGUGAUACAUUUUGACCAAUCGCGCGCGAGCAAAAAGAUUUGUUGGAUUAUGAAUAUAAACAUAUAUAUGAACGGUGGCCUCUAUUUGACGCGAAAAUAUGUUCAUUUCUCUCCCGUAGAUUGUUCGGAAGAAAAAUGACGAUCGAGGAAGACAGUCAGCUUAAAUAUAUUUUCACUCUUGGAAGAGUAUCACAGGAGUUUUGGCAACAUUACUUGAAACAACACAAAUUUUGAGCUCGUCAGUUUUAUUAGUCUGUUACACAUCUUUAGGUCCACACAACCACGUUGCAUUAUACUAAUCUUUAUUUAUUUACGGCGAUACUUGGGAGCUAUACAGUUCUCUUUUGAUUAAGGUUAGUAGAUGAUCAAGCUAAGGCAUGGAAGGUCUGUACGUUACAUGAAGUUUCCAUUUUUUAAACUGACAUUCUAUUGUUUGUCUUGGUAGACAUUCUGUCAUGUCAAUUCAGGUUGGAUGUUAAACAUUUAAAACCCUCAAAAAAACUGUUCUUCAUCCUAAAACAUCAAAAACAAUGUUACAGUGACAUCGUUUGCAAGAGGAAGCACGUGGAGUUUAGACGCAAUUAAUUCGCGUAAAAAGUUUAAGAAAGAUGACAUGCACCUUUAAUUGACACACCCCACACACCCACCCCACCCCUAUAAAACUCGAUGUCGCCCUGACACUUAUUCUGCCAACAAGAACUACAAGGGAUUCCCACGGUUAUCAACAGGACUUCCUAUUGAAGAGAAAACAUAAAAUAAAACAGUCUUCUUACAAGUUAGUUUUCAAACCGUUACUGAUUGCCUGUAUCUUAACAAACUGUCGAUGUAAUUUUAUGUUGACUUGAAAUGAUUUUUUCCACAAAAAAUGACCCCACUAAUGACAUCGUUUAUUUGAAUUUGACGUUGAUUACCACAGAUGAAAAACUCGAUUGAAAUAGCAAUGGUGACGUCAUCUAUGCAUCAGUCCCUCGUGAGAUCAUCACAAUCGAUC
This is a messenger RNA of Stylophora pistillata, 3706 nucleotides long. RefSeq names its product glutamate receptor 1. Gene Ontology annotation, cellular component: membrane. The record is from RefSeq and is a predicted model, not a curated record. Gene Ontology annotation, molecular function: signaling receptor activity; ligand-gated monoatomic ion channel activity. Gene Ontology annotation, biological process: monoatomic ion transport. Lineage: Eukaryota; Metazoa; Cnidaria; Anthozoa; Scleractinia; Pocilloporidae.